ACACUUCAAACAAAUCUUUGCAGCCACGCUGCACUCAAAGUUUGUUUUCAAUUUAACUUUCAAUGCUUUCCUGAUCAAAUGAGCUGUUUGGGAAGUAAUUGAAGAAUCGUCAAGAACAUAAGACAGCAUUUAUUCAUUGGGGAUAAGUAUGUAAAACCAUCAAAACAGAAGUAAUGGCGACAGGGGGAGAAACCUCUUCUCCAGCCGAGGAUGAGAGGAUCAUCCCGAUGGACAUCGAUGAUGUACACAUGCUCUUGCAAGUGGAACAGGAGCAGAUUCAAAAGAGAACUUUUACAAACUGGAUCAAUGCACAGCUCUCCAAGAGGAGUCCUCAGACCUCCAUCCAGGAUCUGUUCACAGAUCUUCGUGAUGGGACUCAACUGUUGGACCUGCUGGAGGUGAUGACUGGCGAGCGAAUGAAACGGGAGAAAGGUCACGGUGUGUUUCAGCAGAGAGGAAACAUUGAGACUGCUUUGAACUUCUUAAGGAAUAAAUCAAUCAAACUGGUGAACAUAAAUAUCCCAGAUAUACUUGAGGGGAAACCAUCUAUUGUUCUGGGUCUGAUAUGGACUAUCAUCCUACACUGUCAUAUAGAGGAGCUGGCCAGCGCUCUUUCUUUCAGCUCCCGCUCAUCCUCUCUGGACUCUCUGUCCAGUCUGGAUUCGAUGCCUGGAUCUCCAGUUAGUAGUCCAGUUCCUCGAGGAGCAUCACCCCUCCACACGCGCUUCCGUCUCUCCGCUAAGAAGUCUUUGUUGCUUUGGGUCCGUGAUCAGUGCAAGAAAGUCAGUUGCAAAGCCAGUGCGAAGGACUUUAAGUCCAGCUGGAGGAGCGGUGAGCUGUUUCUGGCCAUCCUGUGUUCUCUUCGACCUGAUCUAGUAGAUCUUUCCCAAGCCCAGACCAGCAGUCACCUGGAAAACUUGGAGAAGGCUUUUCAUCUCGCUGAGAAAGAGCUGGGAAUACCUAGACUGCUCGAACCAGAGGACAUUGAUGUCAGUAACCCCGAUGAGAAGUCCAUAAUGACAUAUGUUGCUCAGUUCCUGCAAUACUCCAAUGAUGUGCCCUCAGAUGAUGAUGUCUUUGAGGCUUCAACCAGUCAGAAAGUCAGAGAGAUGACAAGUUGGCUGCAAAGAGCCUAUCAAGAGUUAACGGAGGCUUGGACCUCGGCAGAAGAGAAUGGAUAUGCAGAAAAGUAUCAGGCAUUCCAGAAAUUUAUCAGCACAUACUAUGAUCGACGAUCUCCAGUUAUCCCGAUGCUUGGUGCAAUGAAGCGCAGUGCUAAACCAACAGAGGACCAGCGAGCACUGAGAAAGGCCUGGGAUAGUAUGGAGGAGAGGCUUCAAGAUUACAAAAAAGAGCUUGACGUUUGUCUGCCAGCCCCUCUGAACAUGGUGGGCCAGUGGCUCCAGCUUAUGGAGACAGUGCUGACAGAAGAGACUGACACUAAAGAUCAUGCCAUCGCUGCCAGAGACGCCAGGAACAAACAAGAUCAAUUCGAGGUCUUAAUUGUGGAGUUAAAUGAACACUUGGACACUCUUUAUGAUUACCGUAACACAGAUGAUGAUGGUCUUCCUCGAGUGCCUGCCGAGAAGCUGGAGGAGAUCAAGAGACGUUUUACCAAUGUCAGAGUGACAGCCAAGUACCACAACAUCAGGUUGCAGUACAGCGAGCAGAUGCAUCAUGUUUAUGACCUGCUGGGACGUCUGAAGUCAAAGCUGACCUUGUGGAGAGGGCCUUACGGUUCUCAGGAGUCUGUUUGCGCUCUGCUACAGGACUGGCAUGACACCGUGGACAAGCAAGGCCUGGUGUCGAAGAUAAAGGAAGAACUUCAUAAGCUGAAAGACGCAGCAGUCAAUUACACAAACAAAGCAGCUUUAGCUGAAGACUCACCUGCGGUGAACAGGCAGGUAAAGGAAGUUGAGAAUGAAAUGACUGCAAAUGCAGAAGCCACAGAGGCGGUGAAGGCAAGCAUGGAGCGUGUGCUGACCGCGUGGGAGUCAUACAAAGACUCUCUGUCUCUGCUAAAGGUCUGGUUGGGACAGGAGGAACCAUUUGAAAAGCAGAAGUCAUCCAACCUGUCUGAUUGGAGUUCACGUCAAGCCCAGCUGAACGAGGCUGGCAACUUUCUCAUUGAGAUGUCUGAUGCCUCCACCAGUCGCUCUCUGUCUGAUGAGCUCAGCAGACUCAACAUGCAGUGGGCUGACUUCAUUAAAAGGACCAAAUUUGCAGUGCCACCUCAGCCCACCUGUGCAGUUCCGGGUGUACAAGCUGCUCAGGGCGUGAUGCACGAGGCAGGCUGGGUGCUUAGAGAGGCAGUGGAGGUGUCGUCUGGACCUCUACGAAUCUACAGGAAGAAUCUUCAGGGCAUCACCAAGAAGAUUUCAGACUUAGAUUUGCAAUCUUUAUCUCCAUCUCCAGAUUGCAACGAAAAAACUCUUCAAAAACUCAGACAAACUCUCCCAGAGAUGUUAGAGACUCUCAACCGUGUGGACCAAGAGUGUGAAGGACUUCAGAGAGCAGCGUCUCUGCUAGAAGGGAGGCUGGCUGAGCUUGAAAAUUGGAGCACCGAGGCCCAAGAGGUCUGCCUUCAUCUCAAAGAAUCACAGCAUAGGGGCCACCGGGGAACACAUCAAAGAGCUAAAGCGCUGUUCGCCAGAGGUUUACAGCUAGAAGAGCAGGUGGUGACAGAAGCUGAAAAACUGCUGGUUCUUGUAAAAUCAGUGCAGAAGUGCUGCCCCCUUCCUUACUUCAAUGCAUUGGUCCUACAGGACAGAGUGAAACUGGCUAUCUCUCUGUGUCAGGAGGUUACUGAGAUGCUCAGUGGUCAAGGACUGAAGCGUGAAGGACAGUCGGAUAUUGCCCAGCCGCCUCCCAAAGUAACUGUGCGUGCCUAUACUGAGCCUGAGCUCCAGUCUGGAACCUUUAAACAACAUCAGGCUCAAAUGUUCUCCAAAAGCACCAGAUCUUCUCUAGAAAUCCCAGCAGAGCCUCAAAACCAAAAAUGUCAUUCCUCUCAGCUGGACACACAACUACAGGCCACCGGUGUCAUCCAGCCCCAAGUUCCCCCUCUUACCAACCCUCAGUUACAAGAAAAAAGCCCCAAAGAUCCCACAAAAGCUAUAUGUCAGGUACAGGAUACAGAGCUUAAACUGCCUUUAGUGUCAUCAGUUGUUGGCAGGACAACUAGCAUGAAAGCCCAGACUGAAAUCCAGGUUGUGUCUGUAGACCCGAGUCAAACCAGUGCCACUGAACUUCUCCAGUCUCCUGCCUCACCUUCAUUCAGCCCAAGUACUCCACCAAAAUCGAAACCUCAAACCUCUCUAGCCAGCCCACACCAAAGGCAGAGGGUUCUGUCCAAAAGUCACAGCUUUCCACUGCCCCAUGAACCAUCACAAACAGAGUCUUCAUCCUCACCUACCUCCAGCCCAAACACUUUGCACACAUGCGUUACAGUUACUCUACCUAAAUUUCCAAUUGAACAACACUCCCCUGAAAAAUCACAAACUUAUACCUCGAUGACCGCCCCACACCAAAGGCACAAGGUACUGGCUAAACGUCUAAGCUUUCCACAGACUCAUGAGCCAUCACAAAUGCAAACACAAAAACAAAGUAUCCCACCCACUCAGAAACAAAACCUUUCGCCUGACAGUCAGCCACCACAGUCAGGUCGUUCAAAACUUCAUGGAGGUCAAAGCAAGACUCCAGUUGUUCCUCAUGUUCCAGUGCAGAAUGAAGUGUAUGCCAGAGCUCAGGCUUUGGCCAGUAGCAGACUGGAAAAAGCCAAACACCGCCUGCAGGAACACUUACAGGAAGUCAUCGCUGUGUUCAGUAACAGAGACCUAUCUAAAAAACUACUCAAGAAGAACCAGGCAGCAUCAUUGCUGCUCCGGCCGGCUGUGUUGGAUGAGUUCCUUGAGGCUGUGAAUGGAAUGAAUGCUUUCUGCUCUGAUGCCCAGCUCAGAGAUAUGGAGCUCCUCUCUGAGACCGUCAUGGCCCAGUGGGAGGCGGUCCUUGCAGCAAUAACAGCCUUUUCGCCUGAUUUGGGGUGUAACCAGCCUGUUUUGAAAUGUCAGAUUAAAACUAACAGCUCCACGUCUCUUGCACAGUGUGAACGCAACCAACAGGUCUGUUCCACGGCUGCUGACUCUUCAGGGCAUCUAGAUGCCUUGAGAAGCAUAAAUGAGAGUGUGCAACCCCCAGAGACGUUACAUCUCACCACCACACAUCUGAGGAUGAGCACUGAAAGGAUUGAGACAAUACCACACCGCACAAGUGACCUGGCACCAUGCCAUGACAGGAAAGAAGAUUCUUCAGUGCUAGAUGACCAAUCUCAAAACCUUAUCCCCUCACAGGGCAUUGUCCAGAUAAACACAUUGGAAAUAAAGCAGAUACCUGAGAAGACCAUCAUCCACCCCACCUCAGCACAGGAUGUUAAGGUUUCUCCAGGAUCUAAAGCUCUGAGCAGCUACACUGCGGCAAAGUCAGCGUUUCAGCAGCGGUUGCUGAAGAACGAUGAGCAGAUCGGAUCAGAGUUUCCCAUGAGCCCCAGCAUCUCUGCAGACUCCCUAAAAAGUUAUCUGCAAGACUUACUGGCUCUGAAGAAGCAGACAGAGGCUUUGUGGUUCGAGUUUGAGCUUCAGUGUUCUCAACUAAUGGAGGGUGGCGGUGAUAUAGAGCAGGAGAAAUCUCAGCUCAUUCAACAGUGGAGGGGACAGCAGAUCUUCAUUCAGGACAGAGUGAAGUCCCUUGAAGGUGACAUAGAGCUGCUGGAGUCAGUGGACAUUCAGAUCGGGCUGAUCUCUGAUCAGUUGAAUCAAAUAAUUCAGAAACCUGUUAACAUUACAAACUUCACUGUUGAUCAAAGCAAAACUCUACACAAAGACCUAAAGCGUCUAUAUGACAGUAUUGAGAGAGAGCUCAAUCGCCUUCCUAAGGAUAAAGGUUCAAUGAGGGACCCUGAGGAUCUGAGUCACAUCAAGCUCCAAGCCCAUCUCCCCCUGCAGCAAGCCUUCAACAGCCGCACUAACUGCUUAGAGCAACAAAAGCAGCGUUUAACAAAGACUAAGUCGACCCUGGUUGCCCUCGAGAACCUCCUAUCCCAUCUACAGCAGGUGAAUGAAGACCUCAUAGCAGCUUCAGCCUCCAAUCUGGCGUCCAUCCGGCAAAGCCUUUUACAAGUCAGCGAGGAAUCGGUUCAGCUAGACCGAAUACUGGAAGAAGCUGGCAUGAGAAUAGCUUUGGAUGAUAAACCGAGCAGCUGUCAUGAGAUGAUGUCAGCUGUGGCUCUGCGUGCAAAAGAGGUUGAGGUCGAACCAGCUGUAGGGUGGAGGCGAUCACAAAAAGGUUUGAAAGGCAGAGAGCAGGGGGAGCAGAGAGAAAAAUCGUUCUGUAGUAAGAGGUUGGCCCUGCAGGUGACGCUGAGGGACGUGCAGGCGGCUCUGGAAAGACACGGGCUGAGGGAGCCAACACUUCCUGCUCUACAACAUAGGUUGCGCUUCCUGACUGAAACCGAGGGUAAACUGGUUGCGCUACGCUCCGAGAUUCAGGAUCUGAAGGAUACAUCUGCACAUACAGGCAGCUCAGACACAGGACUUAGUGAACUGCAGAUGCAUUGGGAAAAUGCCCAUAAAUCUGUCACUGAGAGUCGUGAGCAGUGCAUCUCAUUGACCGACCUCCUGAAGAAGUUUCAAAGCUGUCGUAAUAGUUUGGGCAGCACUUUGCAGAAAGCCGAGCAAACUGUCGGUGAUCAGGCUUCUUACAUGAGCAAAGACAACCUACAGCUCUUAAUCAAUAAGGUCAACAUUAUAAAGUCAGAGCUGAGUGGUCUUGGAGAUGGUGUGGAGGAGUUCAGAGCUGUCUGCAAACAGCUGCAGUCUCAGAUGAUAAUGAUCUGUGACUGUACUGACACCCCAUUUGAGACCGAAGCUGAGACACUAAUGGAUCGCUGGCUUGAUGUCAAUGAGAAGACAGACAACCACCUGGACAACCUUCGGGCUGGGUUUUCUCUUUGGGAAAAACUCAACCUAUUGGCUGGAGAAGUAGAGAACUGGACUGCCCAAAAGCUGAUGUCACUUUCUCAGACACAGCCCUUUCAGACUGAUCAAGAUGUGUCUGCCAUGGAGGAUGAGUUGAGGGCUCAGGAAGGCAACAUUGAACAUUUUCAUCGCAGAUCAUCAGAGAUCCAGGAUCUGCUGCAUAGUCCAGAGUUUCCAUUGGAGCUGCAGGUGACUGAGAGUCAGAUGAGGAAGAAGAUGGCAGAGGUGAAGGAGAUCUUUUCAGAGACCAGCGAUGUCUUCUCACAGCUGGUAGCUGCUAAAGCGCAAGUGGCAUCUGAAAUAGCAAAACACCUGUCCGCCAUCCAGACCAUCACAAAUGUUUUGAGCACACCAACUCAAUAUGAAGACCCACAGGUUCUAAACACAAUCCAGGGCUUAUCAGAGCAGCUGCAAGUGGAAGCAGAGCAAUCAGAUGCUGUGCUGCAACAGAUUGGACUUCUGGCCAGCAUUGCAGGUCCAGAAAACUUGCAGGCACUGGUUAAAGAUGGGACUCAACUCCAAGAAAGCAUCUGCAGAACCAGAGAUCUGAUCAUGGAGAAAACAGAGUGGGCGAUGAAUCCCAACAGGCCCAAAGAUCUUCACAUGGCCCGAGAACAAAUCAAGCCUCAGUCUGAAACAACACAAGACCAUCCACCAGAAGAUACUCAGCCUGGGGAUGCUCAGGGUCCACAAUCUCAGUCUCACAUCAAAAUAGUGGAACAGUCACACAAACAGCAUGAUGAUCUCACUUUUAUGGACUUUGAACAGCAGGCUGGCACCUGGACCAGUGAUCUACAGGCUUAUGCUGAUGAGGACACUUUUAAAAGAUUCGGAGCAAUAAAGGUGGACAUGGAUGUAAUUGAUUCACAUGCAUUACCGACAGACAGCUGCAAUCAGCCAGGGCAGCCAACAGAAUGUAGAAGCCCCCAAAAAACUGAAGUUCAGGACCCUAAAAGCUGCUUUUCAGAAAAGGACAAUGUGAUAUCAGGAAUUUCUAAAUCAGAGGAGGGCAGUAUUGAAGAUCGAGGAGAGCCAGCACAAAAGCAGACUGCACUUUUCCUGCUGAAAGCCUCUGAGGACGUGGACACUAAAAUCGGAAAAGAUGAGAAGCCACAUCAACCUGCUAUAGAAGGGCAAAGUACAGGCGUAAUUGCAGACACAUCAGGCCAAAUGGAAUUGAGUACUGGAGAAGGCAGUGAUUUGGGUUGUGUAGUUCACCAGCAUGAUUUCUCAAUGGUGGAGAGUCAUGCAGAUGAGGUUACCAAUGACUUAACCACAUGGACACUUGUCAAAAAGCGUAGGAAGAAUAGAAAAUCACCUGGGACUGACCAUUCUGACAAUGUUAGUAGCAGAGAUUUGAAAACUUCUAAUUCAAAAGAUAAGAAGACAGGUAAAGCAGAAUCAUUUUCAACAUCUGAGGUAAGGCUAAAGGUCACAACAGAUACAUCACUGAAUGUGUCUUCAAGUUCUAGUCAGUCAAACACUCUAGUGUCUUUGGCUACCGACAGAGAACUUCCAGGAGUAAUAAGCUCCAACCAGAAAGAUACCUUAAAUCUCAUACCAAUAGAAAUGAGAGAUAGACAUUCAGAGAUAGUUAGUGUCACUGAUACUAGAGCUGCCCAAACUAAUGUCAUAUAUCACAGUCCUCCAGAUGAUCUGGCCUUAACAACAGUGGAAUCUGUGCAGUUAAUACACACAAAAGCCUCAAAAUCAAUGCCAACAAAUCCUUCAGAUUUUGCGAGUACAGAGUUUAAAACACGCGUUUCUACAACACUUGUGUCAGAGCCAAAACUCUGCAUUACUUCCUGUAAUCCACUCAACCCUGUAACUCUGCCGGCUAUUCUUGCCACAGAACUGGAAUCAGAUCUUACCAAAUCCAACCAAAACCUACUGGCACAAGGUUCCCUAGAUUCUGCAACAAAAUUGGAUGAAACUUCAAUCAUCCGUGAUGAAACCGCAGAGACAACAGAGAUUAAUUUGAAAGAAGACAAGUACUGUGUUGAUGUCACUACAGAUAAAGAACAUGCUGUAACAAGCUCUUCUGAUGAAACGCCAACAAAGAAGAUGGACAAUAUUUCCUUGGGCACUGAUCUUUUUUCAUCAGAUGUUCAUUCUCAUUUAGAUAUCAAGAGUCAACACAGCCCUGGCCAACCUGAAGUCGUGCAGCCUGAAAAAGUCCUUUUAGAAAAGGAAGAAGUGUCAUCAGGUAUCCCAGAAUCAGAGAUGGUUAAUAUUGGAGAUCAGGCAGUCAUCCAAUUAGAACAGAUGGAAAUAGAUAUCCAGCUAAAAACCUCUGAAAUUAUGGAGAUUGACUUUAGAAAAGGUAAAAAAGAGGAGCCAACCACAGAAGGCCAACAUGCAGUGAUACAUGUAGACACAUCGAGCUGGAUAGAUGUCCAUAGAACAGAUGACAGGGAUUUGGGGUCUGUGGUUCACCAGCAUGAAGAGGAGGUUACCAGUGACAAAUCCACAAAUGUCACUCCACUGUAUGACAUUGAUGAUAGGAUUAAAAAAAUCAUGCCCACAAGAACACAAGAUGUAUUGCCUACAUCUGAAUCAGCACAACAAGCAGUAAUAGAUGUGGAGAACAUCCCUCCUGAACAGGAUACAAAUAAUGAGCAGUUCAUAUCUAGAUAUGAAGAAAUGGAUCAAACUGAACCAGUAAUGAAAAAGUCCACUGACAAUACAGGUGAGGAAUCAAGUGGAACCUCUGAAACCCCAAAGAUUGUCUUUACUGCAGAAUUGGGCUCAGAUUUUAAACAGAUCUCACUUGAACAAAAAUUUCCAGAUUCAGAAAAACAAUUACAUUCUGUUUCAGAUGAUAAGCUUGAUGCGAACAUCCACCCUGUCAGUGUUGACUUUAAUCAGGUAGAUUUUGGUCCUAUGCCUAAGAAGGACUCAUCAACUGAACCUAUGGCUGUUUACCCAGAGAACGAAGAAGAUACAAAAAAUGUUAAGAAAGUAUGUACUAUAAUUUUGGAUGUUGAUCCAACAACAUUACCACCAAAUCAAUCACUUCAUCUGACACAACAUCAGGAUCCCAAAGAGUCUGCCCACACCAGUGACUUCUCUUAUUCAGAUAUCAAGAGUCAAGAGAGAAGUUCCUCUGGCUCUAGGAAACCUGAUGGCCAAGAACUUGAAAGAAGACUUUUAGACAAGAGUGAUGAUAAUUUCGAACUUCAGGAUGAAAAAGGUGAUGUCAGUUCUAUGCCUCAGAAGGACUCAUCAACUGAACCUUUGGCUGUUUACCCAGAGAACGAAGAAGAUACCAAAAAUGUUAAGAAAGUAUGUACUAUAAUUUUGGAUGUUGAUCCAACAGCAUUACCACCACAUCAAUCACUUCAUCUGACACAAUUUCAGGAUCCCAAAGAGUCUGUCCACACCAGUGACUUCUCUUAUUCAGAUAUAAAGAGUCAAAAGAGAAGUUCUUCUGGCUCUAGGAAACCUGAUGGGCAAGAACUAGAAAGAAGACUUUUAGACAAGAGUGAUGAUAAUUUCCAACCUCAGGAUGAAAAAGGUAUAAUUUCAUUUGUGGAAUCAGUACAGCCUGAACCGGGGCAAGCAACACUUAUGCAACUAAAAACACCUGAUUUUAUUGAGACUGACAUUAGAAGAAGUGAAAAUGAGAAGUCACAUCAGCUGAUUGUCAAAAGCCAACACACAAUCAUAAAUACAGACACGUCAAGUCCACAGGGAGAUUUUGCUUCCGACCCUGAUUUCAGACUCAAGCCUGAGAAAGCCUCAACGUCAUUACCAUCAGAUACUUAUCAGCCACUGGAGCCAAUGCAAUGUGUGGAACCUGAAGAUGAACCAACUUAUUCAGAUGAACACAGAAGCUCAAGGGGGACUGGGAAACCUAAAGUUUCAAAUCCUGAAAGGGCUCUUUCAGGAAAUAAUGAUAUGACAUCAAGAUUUUCUGAUACGGGCAUGAGUAAUAUUGAAGCACAAGAUGACAUUAAACAAGUAUGGAGAGAAAGACUAAUUUAUUUUAAACCCUCUGAGGGCAUGGAGAGUGACAUUAGAGAAGGUGAAAAAAAGGAGCAUUAUCAUCUAACUAGAGACAUCCAACCCACAAAAACAGAUACAUCAAGUCAAAUAGAUGUCCAGACUGGAGAGGUCAAGGAUGCGGUAUCUGGGGUUCACCAGCAUGAUGUCAUAAUAGUGGAGAGACAUGAGAAGGACAUCACCAGUGACGAAACUACAAAUGCACCAGACAAUGCAGAACUAGACUCAGAUUUUAAUUAUCUCAAACAUAUUCCACUGGCACAAAGUUUCCCAGAUUCCAAAAAACAAUUAACUACUGUUUCAGAUGAUCAGCUAGAUGAGAAAAUUGACAGUGUUAACUCUACUCAAGGAGAUUUUGGUCCUAUUUUUGCUGUCAGUUCUAAACCAGAGAAUGACUCAACUAACCCCGUGGCUGCAUACCCAGAAAAUAAAAAUAAUGUAAAAACUGAAACUGAAAAGAAAGUAUUUACCAUCUUUUUGGAUGUUGAUCCACCUACAUUACCAUCUGAUCGAUCACUGCACCUGACACAAUUUGAAGAUCCGGAUGACUUUACCCAGACAGGUGAAUUCUCACAUUCAGAUGUCAAGACUCAACAAAGAAUUUCUUCUGCCACCGGAGAAACUAAUGGACAGAGGCCUGAAAGUGACCUUUCAGACAAGAGUAAAGAGAAAUCAAAAGUGUCUGAAUCAAGCAAUGAUCAAUUUGAAGCUCAAGAUAAAAAAGAUGUUAUUCCAUUUGAGGAAUCGGUACAGCCUGCAGAGAGGCAAACAACACUUUGUCGACUUAAAAUACUAGAUAAUGCAGAGACUGAUAUUAGAAAAAAUGAAAAUGAGGAUCCACCUCAGCUCAUUGUAGAAUGCCAACAUGAAGUCAAUAAUACAGGGACAUCAAGUCAAAUGGAUAUCCAAACUGAAGAACACAGUGCACAGUUAGGCUCUUUGCUUCACCAGUGUGAUGUCAAAGUAGUUAAUGAGGAUGAAGUUGCUAGUGAUAAAAGCAAACAUGCUCAAAACAAUGAAUUUUCAGAUGAAGCAAACAAACCAAUAGAAAAGACUCCAAAUAUUGGUAAGGGUAAAAAGAAGAAAAAUAAAUCUACUAGCAAGGCACAGACACUCAGUGUAAGUAGCAGAAAGCUGGAGACACCAAGUUGUAAACGUGAAAGCACAACUGACUCAGAAUUCCUUCAACCCCCUGAGAUAAAUCUACAGGACACUACAGAUACUUCACUGACAGUGUCUUUAGAAACGAGUCAGUCAAACCCUGAAAUUAUGUUGAAUGUCAUACAGGAUGAUACCAUAAAUUUCCUACAGUCAGAGAUUAAAGAGCAACAUUCAGAGAUGGUUAGCAUCUCUCAUGCUGUAGCUGGCCAUACUAAUGUCACAGAUGGACAUUCUCUAGAUGGUGUUACAUUAAAAGAAGUGACAUCUGUACAGUUGGUACAAACAGACACAUCAGAAUUAAUAGCAACUGAUGCUUCAGAUUUUGUGAUAUUUGAGUGUACAACGCAAAUUCCUACCACACCCAGCUCAGAAAAACUUGAAAAUGAUGGGGAAGCACAGAGAACAUGUCAGGACACAGGUGAGCAGGAGCUUUUAUCUGUAUCUCUGGAGAGGAGUGAAACAGGAUCUGUUAUAGAAGAACAUGACAGAGAUUCUUCUGAUGGUACAGAUUUGAAACUUAGUGUCAGCCAUGACUUGUUCAGUGUCGAUUCAUUCGUCCCUGAAAGCCCAAUGGCUGUUCUUGCCACAAAACAGGACUCUGACCAGAACUCACUGUCAAAAGGUGAUUCAGCAACAAAAUAUGAUGAUACUUCAGUUGUUCAUGAUGAAACCACAAAGACAUUGAAGACAGAAACCUUUAUCAAGGUGAAAACCUCUGUGGACAUGGAGGUAGACAUUGGAAAAAACAAAAAACAGAAGCCUAAACAACCAUCUACAGAAGGCCUAGAGAGUGGUGAAACUGAACCUAAAGAAAGAAAAGAUGAUCGUCAACCUACUGAUGGUGCAGGUGUGGAAUCAAUUGAAACCCCUGAAACUCAAACUCCCGAUUUCAUUGAGACUGACAUUAGAAAGAGUGAAAAUGAGAAGUCACAUCAGCUGAUUGUCAAAAGCCAACAUACAAUCAUAAAUACAAAUAAAUCAAGUAUACAGGGAGAUUUUGCUUCCAACCCUGAUUUCAGACCCAAACCUGAGAAAGACUCUUCAGCUCAAAAAUUGGCAAAGAAAGUAUUUACCAUGUUUUCAGAUUUUUUUUCACCUAAAUUAGCAUCAGGCAGUAAUCAGCCACUGCAAUCACAAGACUCUCACACAAAUGAACCAACUCAUUCAGAAAUUAACAAUGAACACAGAAGCUCAAGUGGGACAGGGAAACCUGAGGUCCCAAACUGCGAAAGAACUCUUUCUAAAAGUGAUGAUAUGAUAUCAAGUUUUUCUGAAACAGGGACGGGUAAUAUUGAAGCUCAGGCUGACAUUGAACAAGGAUGGAGUGAAAGACUUGACAUCAUGGAGAAGAUGAGAGAAGGUGAAAAAGAGGAGCCUCAUCAUUUGACUGUAGAAGUCCAACUUGCAACCACAAAAAGAGACACAUCAAGCCAAAUAGAUGUCCAGACUGGAGAGGACAGUGAUGCAGUAUCUGGGGUUCACCAGCAUGAUGUCACAGUAAUGGAGAGACAUGAGAAGGAUGUUACCAGUGACAAAACCACAAAUGCACCAGACAGUGCAGAACUAGACUCAGAUCAUAAUGAUCUCAUACAUAUUCCACUGGCACAAAGUUUCCCAGAUUCCAAAAAACAAAUAAAUACUGUUUCCGAUGAUCAGCUAGAUAAGAUCAUUCCUAGUGUUGACUCUACCCAAGGAGAUGUUGGUCCUGAAUUUGAUGUCAGUUUUAAACCAGAGAAAGACUCAUCAUCUGACCCUAUGGCAAAUGUUGGUAAGGGUAAAAAGAAGAAUAGGAAAUCUCCUGGCAAAGCACAGACAACCAAUGAUAGUUGUAGAAAGAUAGAUGAUACUAUGAAUCUAAUACAUUCAGAAAUUAAAGAGAAACAUUCAGAGAUGGUUAGCAUCUCUCAUGUUCUAGCUGGCCAUACUGGUGCUAAAGACAACAUUGAACAAGGGUGGAGUGAAAGACUUAUCUAUUUUAAAACCCCUGACAUCAUGGAGAGUGACAUUAGAGAAGGUGAAAAAGAAGAGCCUCAUCAUCUGACUGAAGAAGUCCAACAUGCAACCACAAAAAGAGACACAUCGAGCCAAAUAAAUGUCCAGACUGAAGAGGACAGUGAUGCGGUAUCUGGGGUUCACCAGCAUGAUGUCACAGUAGUGGAGAGACAUGAGAAAGAUUUCACCAGUGACAAAACCACAAAUGCACCAGACAGUGCAGAACUAGACCCAGAUCUUAAUAAUCUUAGACAUAUUCCACUGGCACAAAGUUUCCCAGAUUCCAAAAAACAAAUAAGUACUGUUUCUGAUGAUCAUCUUGAUAAGAUCAUUCCUAGUGUUGACUCUACCCAAGGAGAUGUUGGUCCUGAAUUUGAUGUCAGUUUUAAACCAGAGAAAGACUCAUCAUCUGUCCCUAUGGCAAAUGUUGAUAAGAUUAAAAAGAAGAACAGGAAAUCUCCUGGCAAAGCACAGACAAGCAAUGAUAAUAGUAGAAAGAUGAAGACACCUAGUUGUAAUCGUGAGAGCACACCUGACUCAGAUUGCCUUCAAACCCCUGAGAUAAAGCUACAGGACACUACAGAUACUUCACUGACUUUGUCUUUAGAAACGAGUCAGUCAAACCCUGAAAUGUCAGUGAAUACCAUUCAGGAUGAUAACACAAAUCUCCUACAGUCAGAAAUUAAAGAACAACAUUCAGAGAUGGUUAGCAUCUCUCAUGCUGUAGCUGGCCAUACUAGUGCUCAAGAAGACAUUGAACAAAGAUGGAAAGAAAGACUUAUCUAUUUUAAAACCUCUGAGGGCAUGGAGAGUGACAUUAGAGAAGGUAAAGAAGAGGAUCCUCAUCAUCUGACUGAAGAAGUCCAACAUGCAACCACAAAAACAGAUACAUCUAGCCAAAUAGAUGUCCAGACUGAAGCAGUCAGUGAUGCUGUAUCUGGGGUUCACCAGCAUGAUGUCACAGUAGUGGAGAGACAUGAGAAGGCAAAUGUUGGUAAGGGUAAAAAGAAGAACAGGAAAUCUGGCAAAGCACAGACAAGCAAUGAUAGUAGUAGAAAGAUGAAGACACCUAGUUGCUAUCGUGAGAGCACAUCUGACUCCGAUUGCAUUCAAACCCCUGAGAUAAAGCUACAGGACACUACAGAUACUUCACUGACUUUGUCUUUAGAAACGAGUCAGUCAAACCCUGAAAUGUCAGUUAAUACCAUUCAGGAUGAUACUAUGAAUCUAAUACAUUCAGAAAUUAAAGAGAAACAUUCAGAGAUGGUUAGCAUCUCUCAUGUUCUAGCUGGCCAUACUGGUGCACAAGACAACAUUGAACAAGGAUGGAGUGAAAGACUUAUCUAUUUUAAAACCCCUGACAUCAUGGAGAGCGACAUUAAAGAAGGUGAAAAAGAGGAGCCUCAUCAUCUGACUGAAGAAGUCCAACAUGCAACCACAAAAAGAGACACAUCAAGCCAAAUAAAUGUCCAGACUGGAGAGGUCAAUGAUGCGGUAUCUGGGGUUCACCAGCAUGAUGUCACAGUAGUGGAGAGACAUGAGAAGGACGUCACCAGUGACAAAACCACAAAUGCACCAUACAGUGCAGAACUAGACUCAGAUCUUAAUAAUCUUACACAUAUUCCACUGACACAAGGUUUCCCAGAUUCCAAAAAACAAAUAAAUACUGUUUCCGAUGAUCAGCUAGAUAAGAUCAUUCCUAGUGUUGACUCUACCCAAGGAGAUGUUGGUCUUGAAUUUGAUGUCAGUUUUAAACCAGAGAAAGAUUCAUCAUCUGACCCUAUGGCAAUUGUUGAUAAGGGUAAAAAGAAGAACAGAAAAUCUCCUGGCAAAGCACAGACAAGCAAUGAUAGUAGUACAAAGAUGAAGACACCUAGUUGUAAUCGUGAGAGCACACCUGACUCAGAUUGCCUUCAAACCCCUGAGAUAAAGCUACAGGACACUACAGAUACUUCACUGACUUUGUCUUUAGAAACGAGUCAGUCAAACCCUGACAUGUCAGUGAAUACCAUUCAGGAUGAUAACACGAAUCUCCUACAGUCAGAAAUUAAAGAGAAACAUUCAGAGAUGGUUAGCAUCUCUCAUGCUGUAGCUGGCCAUACUAGUGCUCAAGAAGACAUUGAACAAAGAUGGAAAGAAAUACUUAUCUAUUUUAAAACCUCUGAGGGCAUGGAGAGUUACAUUAGAGAAGGUGAAGAAGAGGAUCCUCAUCAUCUGACUGAAGAAGUCCAACAUGCAACCACAAAAACAGAUACAUCUAGCCAAAUAGAUGUCCAGACUGAAGCAGUCAGUGAUGCAGUAUCUGGGGUUCACCAGCAUGAUGUCACAGUAGUGGAGAGACAUGAGAAGGAUGUCACCAGUGACAAAACCACAAAUGCACCAGACAGUGCAGAACUAGACUCAGAUCUUAAUGUCAACCAUAUUCCACUGGCACAAAGUUUCCCAGAUUCCAAAAAACAAAUAAAUACUGUUUUAGAUGUUCAGCUAGAUGAGAUCAUUCCUAGUGUUGACUCUACCCAAGGAGAUGUUGGUUCUGAAUUUGAUGUCAGUUUUAAACCAGAGAAAGACUCAUCAUCUUACCCUAUGUCAAAUGUUGGUAAGGGUAAAAAGAAGAACAGGAAAUCUCCUGGCAAAGCACAGACAAGCAAUGAUAGUAGUAGAAAGAUAAAGACACCUAGUUGUAAUCGUGAGAGCACACCUGACUCAGAUUGCCUUCAAACCCCUGAGAUAAAGCUACAGGACACUACAGAUACUUCACUGACUUUGUCUUUAGAAACUAGUCAGUCAAACCCUGAAAUGUCAGUGGAUACCAUUCAGGAUGAUACUAUGAAUCUAAUACAUUCAGAAAUUAAAGAGAAACAUUCAGAGAUGGUUAGCAUCUCUCAUGUUCUAGCUGGCCAUUCUUGUGCUCAAGACAACAUUGAACAAGGAUGGAGUGAAAGACUUAUCUAUUUUAAAACCCCUGACAUCAUGGAGGGUGACAUUAGAGAAGGUGAAAAAGAGGAGCCUCAUCAUCUGACUGAAGAAGUCCAACAUGCAACCACAAAAAGAGACACAUCAAGCCAAAUAGAUGUCCAGACUGAAGCGGUCAGUGAUGCUGUAUCUGGGGUUCACCAGCAUGAUGUCACAGUAGUGGAGAGACAUGAGAAGGACGUCACCAGUGACAAAACCACAAAUGAACCAGACAGUGCAGAACUAGACUCAGAUCUUAAAAAUCUUAGACAUAUUCCACUGACACAAGGUUUCCCAGAUUCCAAAAAGCAAAUAGAUACUGUUUCCGAUGAUCAGCUAGAUAAGAUCAUUCCUAGUGUUGACUCUACCCAAGGAGAUGUUGGUCCUGAUUUUGAUGUCAGUCUUAAACCAGAGAAGGACUCAUCAUCUGACCCUAUGGCAAAUGUUGGUAAGGGUAAAAAGAAGAAUAGGAAAUCUCCUGGAAAAGUGCAAACAAGCAAUGAUAGUAGCAGUGUUAGUAACAUCUCUCAUGAUGUAGCAGUGACUAAUGUCACAGAUGGACAUUCUCCAGAUGGUGUUACAUUACCAGAAGUGAAAUCUGUACAGUUGGUACAAACAGACACAUCAAAAUUAGUAGCAACUAAUGCUCCAGAUUUUGUGAUAUUUGAGGGUACAUCGCAAUUUCCUACCACACCCAGCUCAGAGUCAAAACGCAACAAUGAUGGGGAAGCACAAAGAACAACACAACAAUGGCAGGUCACAGGUGAGCAGAAGCUCAUGUCUGUAUCUCUAGAGAGGAAUGAAACAGGAUAUGUAACAAGAGAAGAUGAUAGAGCUGAUUGUAGACAAUAUCAGCUGAUUGUAGAAGGCCAACAUACAAUCAUAGGUACAGAAACAUCUACCCAAAUGGAUGUCCACAUUGGAGGAGAAAGUGAUUUAGACUCCUUGCUUCACAAUAGUGAUGUCACAAUGUCACAUGAGGAUGACGUUGCUGUUGACAAAAACAAAUAUGCACAAGAUAAAAAGUCUGAUGAAGCAAACAAAGCACUAGAAAAGUCAACAAAUGUUGCCAAGGGUAAAAAGAAGAGGAAGACAUCUGGCAAAGAUCAGACAAACAGUGUUAGUAGUACAGAGACACAAAGUUGUGAACAUAAGAGCACACCUGACUCAAAAUCCCUUCAAACCUCUGAGGUUAAGCUACUUGACAAAGAUGGCGAAGCACAGAGAACAACCCAAGCAGUUGAACCUUUGACUGUAUAUCCAGAGAGUGAAGUUGCAAGACCUGAAACUGCAAAGAAAGCAUUUACUAUAAUCUUGGAUGUUGAUUCACAUACAUUACCAUCAGAUAAGUCGUUGGAUUUGACAAAAUUUGAGGCUUCUAAAGACCCUGCCUGUACAGGUGAUUUAUCUCAGUCAGAAAUCAAGAAGCAAAGUUCUGCAGACACGAGGAAACCUGAAGACCAAACGCUUGAAAAUGACAUCACAGACAUGAGUGAUGUGAAAUCAAAAAUCUCUGAAUCAGACACUGAAAAUGUUGAAGUUCAAGAUGAAAAUUGUGAAAAUCCAUUUGUGGAAGCGGUACAGCCUGAAGAGAGACAAACUACAUUUAUCCAACUAGAAACACCUAAUGUUAUGGAAGUUGACAUCAGAGGAAAUGAAAAGUCACAUCAGCUGAUUGUAGAAGGUAAAUAUACAAUCAUAAGUACAGAAACAUCUACCCAAAUGAAUGUCCACAUUGGAGGAGAAAGUGAUUUAGGCUCCUUGCUUCACCAGAGUGAUGUCACGAUGUCGCAUGAGGAUGAUGUUGCUGGUGACAAAUAUGCACAAGAUAAAAAGUCUGAUGAAGAAAACAAAGCACUAGAAAAGUCAACAAAUGUUGCCAAGGGUAAAAAGAAGAGCAGGAAGACACCUGGCAAAGAUCAGACAAGCAGUGCUAGUAGUAGAAAGACACAAAGUUGUAAACAUAAAAGCACACAUGACUCAGAAUGCCUUACCUCUGAGGUAAAGCUACUUGACAAAGAUGGCGAAGCACAGAGAACAACCCACCUAUGGCAGGAGCCCAUGUCUGUUUCAAUAGAGAGGAAAGAAACAGGAGCUGUUAUAGAGGGUGACACUGAAUCUAAGGGUGGUACAGAUUUGAAAUUAAGUGUCAGCCAUGACUCUUCCAUUGUCAGUGAACUCCCCCCUGAAAGCCCAAUAGCUGUUCCUGACCAGACAUCACUGUCACAAAGUGUGCCAGAUACUUCAACAAAACGUGAAGAUGCUUCAGAUGCUCAUGAUGAAACACAUAUCCUGCUGAAAACCUUUAAGGUCAUCGAGGUUGACAUUAGAAAAAGUGAGAAAAAGGAGUUCCGAGAGUCGACUAUAGAAGGCCAAAAGAUGGAUGCAAGUGGACCUGUAGUAAGUAAAGUUGACAAAGAACUCACUGGUGGCACGGGUGUAAAAUCAAAUGCAACUUCUGAAACCCCAACACCUGCGUUUACUGCAGAACUACACACAGAUCUUAGCAAUCUUGAACAGGUGCCAAUGACACAAAGUGUCUCAGAUUCUAUAAAACAAUUACAUAAUGUUUUAGAUGAUCAGCUAGAUGAGAACAUCCACACUGAUACUGCUGAUUCUGCUCAUGGAGAUGUUGGUCAUCUACUUGUUGUCAGUCCUAAACCUGAGGAGUUAUCAGUUGAGCCUUUGGCUGUAUAUCCAGAGAGUGAAGUUGCAAGGCCUGAAACUGCAAAGAAAACAUUUACUAUAAUCUUGGAUGUUGAUUCACAUACAUUACCAUCAUAUCAGUCGCUGGAUUUGACUAAAUUUGAGGCUUCUGAGGACCCUGCCUGUACAGGUGAAUUAUCUCAGUCAGAUAUCAAGAAGCAACCCAAAAGUUCUGUAGACACGAGGAAACCUGAAGACCAAACACUUGAAAGUGACAUCACAGACAUGAGUGAUGUGAAAUCAAAAAUCUCUGAAUCGGGCACUGAAAAUGUUGAAGUUCAAGAUGUAGAUGCAUUUGUGGAAUCGGUACAGCCUGAAGGGAGGCAAACUACAUUUAUCCAACUAGAAACACCCAAUGUUAUGGAAGUUGACAUCAGUGGAAAUGAAAAGUCACAUCAGCUGAUUGUAGAAGGCCAACAUACAAUCAUAAGUACAGAAACAUCUACCCAAAUGGAUGUCCACAUUGGAGGAGAAAGUGAUUUAGGCUCCUUGCUUCACCAGAGUGAUGUCACGAUGUUGCAUGAGGAUGACGUUGCUGGUGACAAAAACAAAUAUGCACAAGAUAAAAAGUCUGAUGAAGCAAACAAAGCACUAGAAAAGUCAACAAAUGUUGCCAAGGGUAAAAAGAAGAGGAAGACAUCUGGCAAAGAUCAGACAAGCAGUGUUAGUAGUAGAGAGACACAAAGUUGUAAACAUAAGAGCACACCUUACUCGGAAUCCCUUCAAACCUCUGAUGUAAAGCUACUUGACAAAGAUGGCGAAGCACAGAGAACAACCCAAGCAGUUGAACCUUUGACUGUAUAUCCAGAGAGUGAAGUUGCAAGACCUGAUACUGUAAAGAAAGCAUUUAAUAUAAUUUUGGAUGUUGAUUCACAUUCUUUACCAUCAGAUCAGUCGUUGGAUUUGACAAAAUUUGAGGCUUCUGAAGAUCCUGCCUGUAGAGGUGAAUUAUCUCAGUCAGAAAUCAAGAAGCAAAGUUCUGUAGACACAAGGAAACCUGAAGACCAAAAGCUUGAAAGUGACAUCACAGACAUGAGUAAUGUGAAAUUAAAAAUCUCUGAAUCAGACACUGAAAUUGUUGAAGUUCAAGAUGAAAAUGGUGUAAAUGCAUUUGUGGAAGCGGUACAGCCUGAAGAGAGACAAACUACAUUUAUCCAGCUAGAAACACUUAAUGUUAUGGAAGUUGACAUCAGAGGAAAUGAAAAGUCACAUCAGCUGAUUAGAGAAGGUCAACAUACAAUCAUAAGUACAGAAACAUCUACCCAAAUGGAUGUCCACAUUGGAGGAGAAAGUGAUUUAGGCUCCUUGCUUCACCAGAGUGAUGUCACGAUGUCGCAUAAAGAUGACGUUGCUGGUGACAAAAACAAAUAUGCAGAAGAUAAAAAGUCUGAUGAAGCAAACAAAGCACUAGACAAGUCAACAAAUGUUGCCAAGGGUAAAAAGAAGAGCAGGAAGACACCUGGCAAAGACCAGACAAGCAGUGUUAGUAGUAGAAAGACACAAAGUUGUAAACAUAAGAGCACACAUGACUCAGAAUACCUUACCUCUGAGGUAAAGCUACUUGACAAAGAUGGCGAAGCACAGAGAACAACCCACCUAUGGCAGGAGCCCAUGUCUGUUUCAAUAGAGAGGAAAGAAACAGGAGCUGUUAUAGAGGGUGACACUGAAUCUAAGGGUGGUACAGAUUUGAAAUUAAGUGUCAGCCAUGACUCUUCCAUUGUCAGUGAACUCCCCCCUGAAAGCCCAAUAGCUGUUCCUGACCAGACAUCACUGUCACAAAGUGUGCCAGAUACUUCAACAAAACGUGAAGAUGCUUCAGAUGCUCAUGAUGAAACACAUAUCCUGCUGAAAACCUUUAAGGUCAUCGAGGUUGACAUUAGAAAAAGUGAGAAAAAGGAGUUCCGAGAGUCGACUAUAGAAGGCCAAAAGAUGGAUGCAAGUGGACCUGUAGUAAGUAAAGUUGACAAAGAACCCACUGGUGGCACGGGUGUAAAAUCAAAUGCAACUUCUGAAACCCCAACGCCUGCGUUUACUGCAGAACUACACACAGAUCUUAGCAAUCUUGAACAGGUGCCAAUGACACAAAGUGUCUCAGAUUCUAUAAAACAAUUACAUAAUGUUUUAGAUGAUCAGCUAGAUGAGAACAUCCACACUGAUACUGCUGAGACUGCUCAUGGAGAUGUUGGUCAUCUACUUGUUGUCAGUCCUAAACCUGAGGAGUUAUCAGUUGAGCCUUUGGCUGUAUAUCCAGAGAGUGAAGUUGCAAGGCCUGAAACUGCAAAGAAAGCAUUUACUAUAAUCUUGGAUGUUGAUUCACAUACAUUACCAUCAUAUCACUCGCUGGAUUUGACUAAAUUUGAGGCUUCUGAAGACCCUGCCUGUACAGGUGAAUUAUCUCAGUCAGAUACCAAGAAGCAACACAAAAGUUCUGCAGACACUAGGAAACCUGAAGACCAAACACUUGAAAGUGACAUUUCAGACAUGAGUGAUGUGAAAUUAAAAACCUCUGAAUCAGGCACUGAAAAUGUUGAAGGUCAAGAUGUAGAUGCAUUUGUGGAAUCGGUACAGCCUGAAGGGAGGCAAACUACAUUUAUCCAACUAGAAACACCCAAUGUUAUGGAAGUUGACAUCAGUGGAAAUGAAAAGUCACAUCAGCUGAUUGUAGAAGGCCAACAUACAAUCAUAAGUACAGAAACAUCUACCCAAAUGGAUGUCCACAUUGGAGGAGAAAGUGAUUUAGGCUCCUUGCUUCACCAGAGUGAUGUCACAAUGUCUCAUGAGGAUGACGUUGCUGUUGACAAAAACAAAUAUGCACAAGAUAAAAAGUCUGAUGAAGCAAACAAAGCACUAGAAAAGUCAACAAAUGUUGCCAAGGGUAAAAAGAAGAGGAAGACAUCUGGCAAAGAUCAGACAAGCACUGUUAGUAGUAGAGAGACACAAAGUUGUAAACAUAAGAGCACACCUAACUCGGAAUCCCUUCAAACCUCUGAUGUAAAGCUACUUGACAAAGAUGGCAAAGCACAGAGAACAACCCAAGCAGUUGAACCUUUGACUGUAUAUCCAGAGAGUGAAGUUGCAAGACCUGAUACUGCAAAGAAAGCAUUUAAUAUAAUUUUGGAUGUUGAUUCACAUUCAUUACCAUCAGAUCAGUCGUUGGAUUUGACAAAAUUUGAGGCUUCUGAAGAUCCUGCCUGUAGAGGUGAAUUAUCUCAGUCAGAAAUCAAGAAGCAAAGUUCUGUAGACACUAGGAAACCUGAAGACCAAAAGCUUGAAAGUGACAUCACAGACAUGAGUAAUGUGAAAUCAAAAAUCUCUGAAUCAGACACUGAAAUUGUUGAAGUUCAAGAUGAAAAUGGUUUAAAUGCAUUUGUGGAAGCGGUACAGCCUGAAGAGAGACAAACUAAAUUUAUCCAACUAGAAACACCUAAUGUUAUGGAAGUUGACAUCAGUGGGAAUGAAAAGUCACAUCAGCUGAUUGUAAAAGGUCAACAUACAAUCAUAAGUACAGAAAUAUCUACCCAAAUGGAUGUCCACAUUGGAGGAGAAAGUGAUUUAGGCUCCUUGCUUCACCAGAGGGAUGUCACGAUGUCGCAUAAAGAUGACAUUGCUGGUGACAAAAACAAAUAUGCAGAAGAUAAAAAGUCUGAUGAAGCAAACAAAGCACUAGACAAGUCAACAAAUGUUGCCAAGGGUAAAAAGAAGAGCAGGAAGACACCUGGCAAAGAUCAGACAAGCAGUGUUAGUAGUAGAAAGACACAAAGUUGUAAACAUAAGAGCACACAUGACUCAGAAUGCCUUUCCUCUGAGGUAAAGCUACUUGACAAAGAUGGCGAAGCACAGAGAACAACCCACCUAUGGCAGGAGUCCAUGUCUGUUUCUCUAGAGAGGAAAGAAACAGGAGCUGUUAUAGAUGGUGACACGGAAUCUAAGGGUGGUACAGAUUUGAAAUUAAGUGUCAGCCAUGACUUUUCCAGUGUCCGUGAACUCACCCCUGAAAGCCCAAUAGCUGUUCCUGACCAGACAUCACUGUCACAAGGUGUGCCAGAUACUUCAACAAAAUGUGAAGAUACUUCAGAUGUUCAUGAUGAAACACCUAUCCUGCUGAAAACCUUUGAGGUGAUAGAGGUUGACAUUAGAAAAAGUGAGAAAAAGGAGUUCCAAGAGUCGACUAUAGAAGGCCAAAAGAUGGAUGCAAGUGGACCUGUAGUAAGUAAAGUUGACAAAGAACCCACUGGUGGCACGGGUGUAAAAUCAAAUGCAACUUCUGAAACCCCAACGCCUGCGUUUACUGCAGAACUACACACAGAUCUUAGCAAUCUUGAACAGGUGCCAAUGACACAAAGUGUCUCAGAUUCUAUAAAACAAUUACAUAAUGUUUUAGAUGAUCAGCUAGAUGAGAACAUCCACACUGAUACUGCUGAGACUGCUCAUGGAGAUGUUGGUCAUCUACUUGUUGUCAGUCCUAAACCUGAGGAGUUAUCAGUUGAGCCUUUGGUUGUAUAUCCAGGGAGUGAAGUUGCAAUGCCUGAAACUGCAAAGAAAGCAUUUACUAUAAUCUUGGAUGUUGAUUCACAUACAUUACCAUCAGAUCAGUCGCUGGAUUUGACUAAAUUUGAGGCUUCUGAAUACCCUGCCUGUACAGGUGAAUUAUCUCAGUCAGAUAUCAAGAAGCAACACAAAAGUUCUGCAGACACGAGGAAACCUGAAGACCAAUCACUUGAAAGUUACAUCACAGACAUUAAUGAUGUGGAAUUAAAAAUCUCUGAAUCAGGCACUGAAAAUGUUGAAGUUCAAGAUGUAGAUGCAUUUGUGAAAUCGGUACAGCCUGAAGGGAGGCAAACUACAUUUAUCCAACUAGAAACACCCAAUGUUAUGGAAGUUGAAAUCAGUGGAAAUGAAAAGUCACAUCAGCUGAUUGUAGAAGGCCAACAUACAAUCAUAAGUACAGAAACAUCUACCCAAAUGGAUGUCCACAUUGGAGGAGAAAGUGAUUUAGGCUCCUUGCUUCACCAGAGUGAUGUCACGAUGUCGCAUCAGGAUGACGUUGCUGGUGACAAAAACAAAUAUGCAGAAGAUAAAAAGUCUGAUGAAGCAAACAAAGCACUAGACAAGUCAACAAAUGUUGCCAAGGGUAAAAAGAAGAGCAGGAAGACACCUGGCAAAGAUCAGACAAGCAGUGUUAGUAGUAGAAAGACACAAAGCUGUAAACAUAAGAUCACACCUUACUCAGAAUGCCUUACCUCUGAGGUAAAGCUACUUGACAAAGAUGGCGAAGCACAGAGAACAACCCACCUAUGGCAGGAGUCCAUGUCUGAUUCUCUAGAGAGGAAAGAAACAGGAGCUGUUAUAGAGGGUGAUACUGAAUCUAAGGGUGGUACAGAUUUGAAAUUAAGUGUCAGCCAUGACUUUUCCAGUGUCAGUCAACUCACCCCUGAAAGCCCAAUAGCUGUUCCUGACAUAGAACUGGACUCUGGCCAGACAUCACUGUCACAAGGUGUGCCAGAUUCUGCAACAAAAUGUGAAGAUGCUUCAGAUGUUCAUGAUGAAACACCUAUCCUGCUGAAAACCUUUGAGGUGAUAGAGGUUGACAUUAGAAAAAAUGAGAAAAAGGAGUUCCAAGAGUCGACUAUAGAAGGCCAAAAGAUGGAAGAAAGUGGACUUGUAGUAAGUGAAGUUGACAAAGAACCCACUGAUGGCACUGGUGUAAAAUCAAAUGCAACUUCUGAAACCCCAACACCUGUGUUUACUGCAGAACUAAACACUGAUUUUAGCAAUCUUGAACAGGUCCCAAUGGCACAAAGUUUCUCAGAUUCUACAAAACAAUUACAUAAUGUUUCAGAUAAUCAGCUUGAUGAGAACAUCCACACUGAUACUGUUAAGACUGCUCAGGGAGAUUUUGUUACUGAACUUGUUGUCAGUCCUAAAUCUGAGGAGUUAUCAGUUGAGCCUUUGGCUGUAUAUUCAGAGAGUGAAGUUGCAAGAGCUGAUACUGCAAAGGAAGCAUUUACUAUGAUCUCGGAUGUUGAUUCACAAACAUUACCAUCAGAUCAUAUGGAUUUGACCAAAUUUGAGGCUUCUGAAGACCCUGCCCGUACAGGUGAAUUAUUUCAGUCAGAUAUCAAGAAGCAACACAAAAGUUCUGCAGACACUAGUAAACCUGAAGACCAAACGCUUGAAAGUGACAUUUCAGACACGAGUGAUGUGAAAUCAAAAAUCUCUGAAUCAGGCACUGAAAAUUUUAAAGUUCAAGACAAAAGUGGUGUAAAUGCAUUUGUGGAAUCAGAACAGCCUGAAGACAGGCAAACUACAUUUAUUCAACUAGAAACACCCAAUGUUAUGGAAGUUGACAUUAGAAGAAAUGAAAAGUCAAAUCAGCUGAUUGUAGAAGGUCAACAUACAAUCAUAAGUACAGAAAUAUCUACUCAAAUUGAUGUCCACAUUGGAGGAGAAAGUGAUUUAGGCUCCUUGCUUCACCAGAGUGAUGUCACGAUAUCGCAUGAGGAUGACGUUGCUGGUGACAAAAACAAAUAUGCACAAAAUAAAAAGUCUGAUGAAGCAAACAAAGCACUAGAAAAGUCAACAAAUGUUGCCAAGGGUAAAAAGAAGAGCAGGAAGACACCUGGCAAAGAUCAGACAAGCAGUGUUAGUAGUAGAAAGACACACAGUUGUAAACAUAAGAGCACACGUGACUCAGAAUCCUUUCAAACUUCUGAGGUUAAGCUACUUGACAAAGAUGGCGAAGCACAGAGAACAACCCAACCAUGGCAGGAGUCCAUGUCUGUUUCUCCAGAGAGGAAAGAAACAGUAGCUAUAAUAGAUGGUGGCACAGAAUCUACUGUUGGUUCAGAUUUGAAAUUAAGUGUCAGCCAUGACUUUUCCAGUGCCUGUCAACUCAUCCCUGAAAGCCCAAUGGCUGUUCUUGACACAGAACUGGACUCUGACCAGAGCUCACUGAUAAAAGGUGUGCCAGAUACUGCAACAAAAUGUGACAAUACUUCAGAUGUUCAUGAUGAAACACCUAUCCCACUGAAAACCUUUGAGGUCAUAGAGAUUGACAUUAGAAAAAGUGAGAAAGAGGAGUUCCAAGAGUCGACUACAGAAUGCCAAAAGAUAGAUGAAAGUGGACCUGUAGUAAGUAAAGUUGACAAAGAACCCACUGAUGGCACAGGUGUAAAAUCAAAUGCAACUUCUGAAACCCCAACGCCUGUGUUUACUGCAGAACUAAACACAGAUCUUAGCAAUCUUGAACAGGUCCCAAUGGCACAAAGUUUCUCAGAUUUGGAAAAACAAUUACAUAAUGUUUCAGAUGAUCAGCUUGAUGAGAACAUCCACACUGAUACUGUUGAGACUGCUCAGGUAGAUUUGGCUCCUGAUCUUGUUGUCAGUCCUAAACCUAAGGAAUUAUCAGUUGAGCUUUUGGCUGUAUAUCCAGAGAGUGAAGUUGCAAGACCUGAUACUGCAAAGAAAGCAUUUACUAUAAUCUCGGAUGUUGAUUCACAUACAUUACCAUCAGAUCAGUUGCUGGAUUUGACAAUAUUUGAGGCUUCGGAAGACCCUGCCCGUACAUGUGAAUUAUAUCAUUCAGAUAUCAAGAAGCAACACAAAAGUUCUGCAGACACUAGGAAACCUGAAGACCAAACGGUUGAAAGUGACAUCACAGACAUGAGUAAUGUGAAAUCAAAAAUCUCUGAAUCAGACACUGAAAAUGUUGAAGUUCAAGAUGAAAAUGGUGUAAAUGCAUUUGUGGAAGCGGUACAGCCUGAAGAGAGACAAACUACAUUUAUCCAACUAGAAACACCCAAUGUUAUGGAAGUUGACAUCAGAGGAAAUGAAAAGUCACAUCAGCUGAUUGUAGAAGGUCAACAUACAAUCAUAAGUACAGAAACAUCUACCCAAAUGGAUGUCCACAUUGGAGAAGAAAGUGAUUUAGGCCCCUUGCUUAACCAGAGUGAUGUCACGAUGUCGCAUGAGGAUGAGGUUGCUGGUGACAAAAACAAAUAUGCACAAGAUAAAAAGUCUGAUGAAGCAAACAAAGCACUAGAAAAGUCAACAAAUGUUGCCAAGGGUAAAAAGAAGAGCAGGAAGACACCUGGCAAAGAUCAGACAAGCAGUGUUAGUAGUAGAAAGACACAAAGCUGUAAACAUAAGAGCACACAUGACUCGGAAUGCCUUACCUCUGAGGUAAAGCUACUUGACAAAGAUGGCGAAGCACAGAGAACAACCCGCCUAUGGCAGGAGUCCAUGUCUGUUUCUCUAGAGAGGAAAGAAACAGGAGCUGUUAUAGAGGGUGAUACUGAAUCUAAGGGUGGUACAGAUUUGAAAUUAAGUGUCAGCGAUGACUUUUCCAGUGUCAGUCAACUCACCCCUGAAAGCCCAAUAGCUGUUCCUGACAUAGAACUGGACUCUGGCCAGACAUCACUGUCACAAGGUGUGCCAGAUACUGCAACAAAAUGUGAAGAUGCUUCAGAUGUUCAUGAUGAAACACCUAUCCUGCUGAAAACCUUUGAGGUGAUAGAGGUUGACAUUAGAAAAAGUGAGAAAAAGGAGUUCCGAGAGUCGACUAUAGAAGGCCAAAAGAUGGAAGAAAGUGGACCUGUAGUAAGUGAAGUUGACAAAGAACCCACUGAUGGCACUGGUGUAAAAUCAAAUGCAACUUCUGAAACCCCAACACCUGUGUUUACCGCAGAACUAAACACUGAUUUUAGCAAUCUUGAACAGGUCCCAAUGGCACAAAGUUUCUCAGAUUCUACAAAACAAUUACAUAAUGUUUUAGAUGAUCAGCUAGAUGAGAACAUCCACACUGAUACUGUUAAGACUGCUCAGGGAGAUUUUGUUCCUGAACUUGUUGUCAGUCCUAAAUCUGAGGAGUUAUCAGUUGAGCCUUUGGCUGUAUAUUCAGAGAGUGAAGUUGCAAGAGCUGAUACUGCAAAGGAAGUAUUUACUAUGAUCUCGGAUGUUGAUUCACAUACAUUACCAUCAGAUCAUAUGGAUUUGACCAAAUUUGAGGCUUCUGAAGACCCUGCCCGUACAGGUGAAUUAUCUCAGUCAGAUAUCAAGAAGCAACACAAAAGUUCUGCAGACACUAGGAAACCUGAAGACCAAACGCUUGAAAGUGACAUUUCAGACACGAGUGAUGUGAAAUCAAAAAUCUCUGCAUCAGACACUGAAAAUUUUGAAGUUCAAGACAAAAAUUGUGUAAAUGCAUUUGUGGAAUCAGAACAGCCUGAAGACAGGCAAACUACAUUUAUUCAACUAGAAACACCCAAUGUUAUGGAAGUUGACAUCAGAAGAAAUGAAAAGUCACAUCAGCUGAUUGUAGAAGGUCAACAUACAAUCAUAAGUACAGAAAUAUCUACUCAAAUGGAUGUCCACAUUGGAGGAGAAAGUGAUUUAGGCUCCUUGCUUCACCAGAGUGAUGUCACGAUAUUGCAUGAGGAUGACGUUGCUGGUGACAAAAACAAAUAUGCACAAAAUAAAAAGUCUGAUGAAGCAAACAAAGCACUAGAAAAGUCAACAAAUGUUGCCAAGGGUAAAAAGAAGAGCAGGAAGACACCUGGCAAAGAUCAGACAAGCAGUGUUAGUAGUAGAGAGACACACAGUUGUAAACAUAAGAGCACACGUGACUCAGAAUCCUUUCAAACUUCUGUGGUUAAGCUACUUGACAAAGAUGGCGAAGCACAGAGAACAACCCAACCAUGGCAGGAGUCCAUGUCUGUUUCUCUAGAGAGGAAAGAAACAGUAGCUAUAAUAGAUGGUGGCACAGAAUCUACUGUUGGUACAGAUUUGAAAUUAAGUGUCAGCCAUGACUUUUCCAGUGCCUGUCAACUCAUCCCUGAAAGCCCAAUGGCUGUUCUUGACACAGAACUGGACAUUGACCAGAGCUCACUGAUAAAAGGUGUGCCAGAUACUGCAACAAAAUGUGACAAUACUUCAGAUGUUCAUGAUGAAACACCUAUCCCACUGAAAACCUUUGAGGUCAUAGAGAUUGACAUUAGAUUAAGUGAGAAAAAGGAGUUCCAAGAGUCGACUACAGAAUGCCAAAAGAUAGAUGAAAGUGGACCUGUAGUAAGUAAAGUUGACAAAGAACCCACUGAUGGCACAGGUGCAACUUCUGAAACCCCAACGCCUGUGUUUACUGCAGAACUAAACACAGAUCUUAGCAAUCUUGAACAGGUCCCAAUGGCACAAAGUUUCUCAGAUUUGGAAAAACAAUUACAUAAUGUUUCAGAUGAUCAGCUUGAUGAGAACAUCCACACUGAUACUGUUGAGACUGCUCAGGUAGAUUUGGCUCCUGAUCUUGUUGUCAGUCCUAAACCUGAGGAAUUAUCAGUUGAGCUUUUGGCUGUAUAUCCAGAGAGUGAAGUUGCAAGACCUGAUACUGCAAAGAAAGCAUUUACUAUAAUCUCGGAUGUUGAUUCACAUACAUUACCAUCAGAUCAGUUGCUGGAUUUGACAAUAUUUGAGGCUUCGGAAGACCCUGCCCGUACAUGUGAAUUAUAUCAUUCAGAUAUCAAGAAGCAACACAAAAGUUCUGCAGACACUAGGAAACCUGAAGACCAAACACUUGAAAGUGACAUCACAGACAUGAGUGAUGUGAAAUCAAAAAUGCAGGAGUCCACUGACGGUGCACUGAAAGAAUUGGAUUGUAUGCAUGUAAAAGCCAUGCCCUGUGAGGAAAUUAAGACGACACAAGAAGUAUUGCCUUCAUCUGACUUAACACACAAAGGGACCAAAGAUCCAGACAUAGAUCAGCAGCAGUUCAUUUCUGUAUCUCUAAAGAGAGAUAAAAUUGGUCCUUUAAUUAAAGAAUAUGAUAGUGCGGGUGUUAAAUCAGAUGUCAUUCAUGUUUCGUCCUGUGCUGGCCCACUCAACCCUGAAACCCAGAACCUUGAUAUAGAACUGGACUCGGAGCUUACCAAAUCCAACCAGGACCUACUGGCGCAAAGUAGCUCAGUUUCUGAAACAAAAUGGGAUGCUGUUUCUGUUUUAAGUAAAGAAACCAAAGAAGCUGAGCACUGUGUUGAUGUAGCUCUAGAUGAAGACUAUGCUGUAAUAAGCUCUUUUGAUGAUGUGCCUCCAAGAAGGAUCACCACUAUUGGUUUGGGUACUGAUCUUUCUAUGACAGACAGUCAGUUUGAUGACACAAAGCACACUGAUGAUGUUGAGCCUACAGAUACAUCACUGACAGAGUCUUCAUUAAAUAUAAAAGACCAACCUGAAGAAGCAGAAGGCACUGUACAGAAAGAUACAAUGGAUCACCAUUCAGAGACAGUUAGCAUCUUUCCUGCUGAAACUGCCACAGAUGAUCAUCUUCCUGAAGCUGUCAUUUCAACAUCAGUGGAAUACGUACACACAAAUACAGAAGUUUUAGAGUCAGUGCAAACAGAUUCUUCAUCUUUUGUGAGAGCUGAAUGUACAACACAGAUUCCUGUAACACUCUCAUCAGAUUCAAGACUCAGCAGUUACGGUGAAGCACAAAAGACUGAGGUUUCAGAUAGCAGUUUAAAGAUGGCCACAGACAGUGCCGUGGAUGACAUGGAUCAAAGAAGUGUAAAAAUCAUGCCCGUUGAGCAAAACCAAGGGACAGUAGAUGUAUCACAAUACAUCUCAAUACAAACAGAAACCACAGAUGUAAAGAACCUCCCACCAGAUGAAGACAAAGAUAAACAGCAGUUCAUGUUCACACCUGUUGAGAGGGAUGUAACUCGACCUGUAGCAAAAGAAGACCACAGAGAAUUGAAAGAUGAUGUAGGUGUGAAGUCAGGUGUUGCUGAACAGGUGUCAUGUUUAGUUAACCCAGAAACCACAAAACCUGUUACAGUUAAACUGAAUUCAGAUCUUACCGAACCCAAACAGAUUCCGUUGGCAGAAGGCAUCCCAGGUUCUCCAACAAAAUGUGAUGAUGCUUCAAUUGUUCAUGAUGAAACCACAGACAAUACAGAGUAUAAUUUGAAAGAGUUUGAAGUCGAACACUUAGUUAAUGUAGCUACACAUAAGGAACAUGCUGUAACAAGUUCUUCUGAUGAACUGCCACCAAACAAAAUGGACACUUUGUCAGAUGUUCAGUUUGAUGAGAACAAGCAAACUGAAAGUGUUAAGCCUAAACCAAGUGAUUCUGAUAAUGAACUCGAUGUAAGUCCAAAACCUGAAGAGUCUCAAAGAUUUGUGUCCGAUAUCCCUGAGGUUUUGUAUCCAGAGAUUGAUGAUGCAAAACCUGGAACUGCAACAAAAGAAUACACCAUUAUUUCAGAUAUUCAUCUACCAUCAGAUCAAUAUCAGCCGCUGCAGCCAACACAGCAUGGGGGUCCUGAGGUCUCUGUCCGCACUUGUGAAUUCUCUCAGUCAGAUAUCAAGAGUCCUGAAGACCAUGAAAAAGACCUUUCAGAAAAGGAUGAUGUGCUAUCAAGUGUCUCAGAGAAGGGUAAUAUUGAGGCUCAUGAAGACAUGGAUGAAAAUUCAUUUGUGGAAUCAGUAAGCAAGGACACAACUGACUCAGAAUGCCUUCAAACCACUACAGAUUCAUCCCUGACUGUGUCUGGAGCCGGUGGUCAAUCUAAUACUGAAGUGUUAUUGAGUACAGAAGGCGCAUUUUCAGGUGCUAUAAGCACCAUACAGAGGGAUACCAUGAAUCUCCUACAAACAGAGAUCGAGGAUAAACAUUCAGAGAUAGUAAGCAUGUCUGCCUAUAGUAAUGUCACAGAUGACCAUCCUCCAGAUGAUGUACCAGCAGUGGAAACUGUGGAGUCAGUACAUACGGAGAUGCCAGCAGAUGUAUCACCUUAUGUAGCCUCUGAGAGUACAAUGCAAAUUCCUACAACACUCACAUCAGAGUCAAAAGUCAGUGUCAUAAGCAUGCACACUGAAGAACAGAGGACUGAAGAUUCAGAGAGCAGUUUCCAGAAUGAAGAAGAAAUGCACAAAUCCAAUUCAGAUCAAUCUGGCAGGCAGAAAUUAUCCCGAAAAACAGGAUCGGAAUCAGAUGGUGUGGAUAAGUUGAAGCAUGUAGAGCGCCCUUCAGGGACAAACGUUUGGGCUGCUUUAAGGGACAAUGUCAUUCAUGUUCAGCCACUCAUGGCAACCAGUCCUGUUUCUGAGGAAACUUGGUCGAAUGAGGUUGCCUGCUUUCAGAAGUCAUUACUUACUGAGUCAGAGAUCAGUCUGGCACAGACUGUCCUAUGGGUUUUCAGAUGCCGUUAUCAACCAGGCCAACUCAGUAUUACACAUAUGAAUCACCAGCUGGAGGAAGCUGAGACCUGCAGGCAGUGUGUCCUGGAGCAGGUGGCUAGGCUGCCAAAUUAUGGGGAGCCCUCUACAGACCCCAAGCAGAGCAUGGAGGAGACCCCUGGAGCACUCCUGGAGGCCUCUGCCAUGGUAGAGUUUAAAAAGGCUCAGCUUCAGCAGGUUACACAGUAUUACCAGCAAAACUGUGCUCUCAAAGAUACAUUGCAAUCCCUGGAGGCAGAGUUCAGCACAAUAACACGGGAUUUUAAUGAAAGCAGCACCCUGCAAGCAGAACAGCUGAGUGCAUUUUUGAAGACCAUGCAGACGAAGAGAAGCAUGCUUGAGGAGCUCCUACAGACAUGCUGCCAAAUUUCAGCCCAUCUGGGUGAAGCGGAGGGACCUGUUGCCUGCCUCAAACCUGUUACGAACCUGCAAGAGAGAUGGCAGACUCUGGAAAGAACUGCUUCCAGGAGUCUUUGGCAGGCUGAUAUUUGCACAUCUGAUGUUUCUGAACUGUUACAAGAGGCCAGGGAGCUGCAACAUAAACUAAAACUUUUGGAGAAGUCAAUCUCUCAAUCAGACCCUUCUCAGGGACAGCUGGACUCUGAAAAUGCACUACAACAGGCUCUCAAAUCGGCUGACCUGGAAGAAUCAAGAGAGCAUUAUCUGUGCUUGCUUGAAAUCUCGAAGGCUCUUUCAUCAAGUCCACUAGGAAAGAAAGAACUUGCAGAUGUGGAGGAUGCCAUGCAGGGUCUAAAUUCUCAACUGGCUCAGACUCAAGAAAAGUUCAGCUUGCACACUAUUAACAACAGUGACUGUUCACCUGUAAUAAUGAUUAUAAGGGAUUACAUUACAUGGGCUAAACAAACCAAGAGCAGAAUUAGUAGGAGGAGAAGGUUGUCUCUGUUUCCUGAAGAGGCAAGUCACCAGGUCAACCACAUGAAGAAACUGCAGUCAGAAAUAUCUCAAAAGAGGACUCAGCUGGCUUCUGUUUUGAAAGAACUAAAACGAGAAGUUGUAGGACUCACUGAGGCAGAUUCCAUCACCAUGUCACCUACACUCAAAUCCUUAGAGGAGAUGUACAAUGAGCUUCCAGAGAUGACUAACUGUGUCAUUGAUGAAAUGAACAGAAUGUUGCAUGUAAGAGAAAGGCUUUGGAAACAGAUCACUGACAGCAGCUCUUGGCUAACCUCAGUAUUGGAGAAGGAGUCUGGUAAAUCUAUGGCUUCCGAACUUAAAACCAGUAUUCCAGAAUUGAGGGUCAAGCUUCAGCUAUGCACAGAAGCUCUAAAAGAAGCUGAGAGACAAGCAAAUAACCUUCAAUCUUUGUUAGAUGAAACUAAGAACAUAAAUCAUGGCCUGAGUAUAUCUGAAAGCUUUCAUCUUGUUGACAGGCUUACAACCUUACAUGAAGAAGUUUCUAGAGUUGUGAAUCGUAAAUGGGCAUCACAGUGGAUUCUUGAAGAGCUGCUUCAUGCUCAAGAGUCCUCAGCUAAACUACAGAACACCAUUCAGAAGAGUUUGAGACAGAUCAGUGCUGAUAUCUCAAGGCAAACAUAUCCUGUAACAAGGGAGUCGCUUUUGGCUAUUGAACCUGUUAAGCACAUGCUUAUAGAGCUUCUCUGUAAAGUACAGGAACUUCCAUACUGGCCAGAACAUCGGAGGAAUGAGAUGCUUCACAAAAUAGUAGACUUGCAGGGCAGGUUACAUCAGUUGGACCAGCAAGCCAGAGAGCAGAAUGAGUAUCUCAGUUUAAAGCAGCGUAUGGAGAAUGCCAUUCAGGCGGUGAGGAAGAGCCUGUCAGAGAUCACCGACUCAAAUACAGAAGCUGACGCAAGAUUACGCUUCUAUCAGACUUUUCUGGUGGAACUUCCUCUGGUGAAAUUGACAUGUCAAGAGGCCGCAGACCACCUGGAGGCCAUUUCAAAAAAUCUCUAUCCACCCCAUCUCAAAGCAGAAAGGCAAAAGAUACGCUGGAAUUUUGAACAGAUUGCCUCUUGGGAAUUUACAGCCAGUAAUGAGGCCAAAACCCUAGGAUGCUCUCUCAUGGAAGGUCUCAGCAUCUCCACAGAGCUCUGUGGAGUUACUGACCUUCUGAGCUGUGUCAGACAGGAGCUAAAGGAGACUGUCUUGGAGCCUGAUAAUCAGGCCAUUGAUGCAGAGCUGCGAAAGUACUCGACACUGGUUAGGACAGUGGAAUGUGUGCAACAAAUGUUGGCAAGUUGCGGGAGAGGAACAGAUGCUGAAAGCUACCAGAAAAUCAUCAAUCUUGGCCAGAGAACUCUCAAUGAUUGCCAUAUGCGCAUGGACAAGCUUCUCCAGGCUCGGGAGGCACUGAAGCAAUACCGCUGGGCCAUUCGAAGUGCAGUGGGCUUUUGUCAGCAUAUCGAAUACAAUCUUAUGAUGCCCCCUGUCAACUUCAAAAAUUGCCAAGAGGAACAGCGUCAUAUUCAACAGACUCAUACCAGUUUGGUGAAGGGUUUCCAGGCCUACUUAGCUGACAUUGGUGCUUGCGUACCUCAGCAGACAUAUCUCUCAAUACCUCUUACUGAACAACUUCAUGUCCGGGUUUUGAGUCAUCUUCUAGUGGAAGAAGCCAAACUUAAAGCCCUGGCUCAACUAAGACUCCAGGCCAUUAAAUGGUGCAUGAGAGACCAAAUUGUGCACCAGAGUCACCAUGACGAAAUGAACCAGCUUCUCGAAAACAUGGAUUCUGAAAUCUUGAAAAGCUUAAACAUCAAACUGACUCAUUUAGAUGCCUGCCAGGACCAACACCAGAAAGUAAAGGUGCUUCAGACAGAACUGAAGAACAUUGCUGAAAGGCUGGAGAAGUUCAGUGAAACCUGUUUGGGUCAACGCUGCAAUGUACCCGCUGAUUUAAUGCUGGGACAUCUGUGGAGGUCUUGGGCCGUGCUGCAGUGCAAAGUGGAAUCAUAUAAAGCCAGUGCAUCUCAUAAAGAAGCCGAGUGGAGGGACUUGUUGACACGUUUUAAAAAAUCACAGGAGAGUCUUGACAGAGUACAGAAUGAUUUGCCUGACUCAUCUGUGGUGACUCGAUCCCUGAUGGAGCUUCAGGGUCUACUGAGCCUCACAGAGAACCUUCAGGACAGGACUGAGCAAGAGCACCAAACGCUGGCUUCCCUUCAACACCACAUGGCCCGAUUGCUUGGGGUCUCAAAUUUGCAACAGCUAAAAGUGUCUCCUCAAAUCUGUGUGGACUUGGAGUCUGCGCAGGGUCGCUGCAGAAGUAACAGAGAUCAGAUCGGUAACAUCCGUCAAAAAGUGCUUUUCGAGAUCCAGGAGUUGAGCAAGGUCCAGGAGGAGAUGGGUGCCAUUCACCAAAAUGUUCUUUCACUUUUGACCAUUUUACAAUCAGAGUCAGCUGCUGAACACUUGCAGAGUGUUAAAGUCGACCUGGGCACACAGAAAGGCAGACUGGAGGAUGUCAUGGACAGAGUGCAGAAGAAAUGGAGCUGUGUGCCUUUAGAGAUUCAGACGUUACAGGAAGAGCUCACUCUUUCUCUUAAGGAGGCUAAAGAAAAAUUGGUAAUAGUUAUGGAAACCCGUGGUCCUCUUCACAAAAUGGGUGAGCAGGUGACAGAGGUGACUGUGGGCUUGAAUUGUGUAAAGGCCCUUCUGCAGCAAAAGAGCCCAACUUUUCCAGAGGCUGAGCGCACACAAAAGCGUAUUUGGGAUGAGCUGGAUCAGUGGCACACUCGGAUAGCUGAGCUGGAGGCUGAUGUUCAGGAGCUGGCCGAGGAGCAGCCUGACCGAGCGCAUGUCCUCAUGGACCAGCUCACUGAGCCCUUGCAACUCUAUCAGACCACAGCCAAGCAGGCAGAGCAAAGAACUGCUCUAAUCAGCAAAAUCCCUGCCUGCCUGCAGGAGUUUGAAGGUAUACUCGGUAGCUCCACCUGCUGGUUAAGAGAGGCUCAGUCUUGGCUGGUUGCCCCCAGAUCCUACACCACUGCGAAAUGCCUUCACACCCACGCCAACUCUCUCAAGAUGAUGCUGGGUGAGUCCGAGGGAUACAGAGCAUCUCUAGAGGCUUUCCAGCCGGUCCUGCAGGAGAUCAGUCCUGUGUGUGACACCAGCUCUCAGGAGCAGCUCCUCCACAUGUCAGUUCAGAAAAUCACGGACAUGCAGCAAAGCGUUCAGGAGCCUAUUUCCCACCUUCAACAACUAGCAGCUGAGAUGGAUGCAAUUGAAAUGGAGUUAAAUACGAUGGAGCAGAACCUGACAAAAAUAAGAACUAUCCUUUCCACCGCUGAUGCAGAAGACAUAUCCCCCGAAGAGCAUCUUCAAAACCGAGAGAUCAUCCUGGCUAAUAUCCGAUCCAUGAAGAGGACAAUUGAUGAGAUUGAGAGCUGCAGGCCGGGUCUGGGUCUUCCUGCAGGUGCAGAACAGACUCUCACAGCUUUCCAUUGGGCCCAAGAGCUACGGCAGCCCAUAGAGGACCUCGAGCGUCUCACUGUGGAGCAGAGCACAGUGCUGAGGGCCUCUAUUGGUCAACCAGCUGAAACGAUUCCCUCUUCUGAUCAAACUGGUGUGGAUUUCACUUUGUCACACCUUUACACUGAUGAUAUGCAGGUGUCUAUAGAGAGCCAUAACAAUGAUGAUGAAGAAUGUGUCAGUCCGUCAUCAUCAACAGGAACUCUCAUAUGCAGCUCUCCAGAGGACCCAGAUGACAAACCCACAGAAGAAUAUGAGAAUGAAACAUCUGCUGUAACAAAGUGUGUCACUAAGGAAUCUUCAUCAGAAGAUGUAAACAAAAUGGAUUUGGCUGCUGUCCAGUAUUCAUCUGUGUUACCGGAAUCAAAUCCAGAAUGUUGUUUACCGGAUUCUUUGCUCUCUGAAAUAUCUGUCACAGAUGACGGAUCAAUAACUGACCUUAUCCCAUGUCUUGCUGCACCAGCCCUUCAACACGUUGAUGCUUUUACAAAUCAAAGUUUCCUAGAGCCCGAUAUAACAAAUAAAGAUCCUGUUUCAAGUACAAAGGAAAAUGAGAACCAAGUUACCAAGGUAACUGCAGAAGUACCAGCAAAGCCUGCAAUAGACUCAGUAAACACAGGUUUCAAAACCAGUGAUUUGACCAAAGCGUCUCCAGGUGAAAACAAGGGAUCUAUAACCUUAGAAACAGGUAAUCAAGACAACCUGCAAGUCCCACAAUCAUCUGACAGUGAUACAGUAGAAGUUACCGAUGAUCUACAAACUCAACCUGAAUGCAUCACUGAUCCAGAGACAACACCGCAAGACUUCGCUACACUUUCCACUGCCCCUGCCUUACAAGAUAUCACAUCGCAGAAAGAAACAACACUGGAGAGGCCAUGUGAAAUAAAAGACCAAAGAGAUCUGAUUGAGGUCAUUGCUCAACUUCAGCAGCGCACUUGUGCAUCAACAUUCAGUGAUCUGCCACAGUCUGGGGAAGAUAAAGAGAGUUUGACGCAAAUUCUCCUCAAAUUAAAGGAAAGACCAGAGGCACUGGAAUUAUGCCAGGAUACCAAUUCACUAGAGACUAGUGAUCAUCUGUCAGAGAGUGCUGGAGAAACUCAGACUUCAACCAAACUCACCAAGGACUUUUCAUGCAUAAAGGGUGGCAUAUGGACCUUGGCACAUGAGCGCAGAUUGUCUGUGGGGCAGAAUGGUCAUGAGCUACAGAGAUGUUGUGAAGCUCUUCUGAAAAAUCUAAGGGGUCUCCUGGACCUGGGCUCUGAACGGCUGCAAUGCAGUCAGGAUGCACACCCACAUGACUGCAGCCAGCUGCACCGUCUGCUCAAAGAACACAAGAAAUACUUCAGAGGUUUGGGACAGAACCUUGUCAUGUUUAAGCUGCUGUCCCAGAAGCUGCCAGAAGGGGCACUGCAUGGCCAGGCAGAGGUGGAAAACUUAAUAGCAGAACUUCAGGACAAAGCACAAAAUCUUGGAGUCCAAAUGCAACACAACUUACAGGAGUGGUCUCUGUGUGAUGAGAUCACAGAAAAACUGUGUAAGCGGUUGGAUGAACUCGAGUCAUGCGUGUCCAAGGCAGAUUCAGAGCUGGAGGGCGACCUGCAGGUUCAGCUGCAGUCAUAUGAGGAAUUGCACAAAGCCCUGGAAGACAUCAAGCCUGAGGUGGUAGAGAUCCAGGACCAACUCAAGGGCUGCUACUGUGAGCGACCCGGUCAGACCACUAAAAGUUCACUGUUGUUAACACGCUGGCAGGAGCUCCGUAUUCAAGUAGAGCGAAAGAUCCAAACCACAAAAACAAUCAGAAAGAAUUUUGAAAGCUUUCAACAUGACUCAACUGAACUAGAGGCAUGGAUGAGCACUACUCAUGAACAGGUUCAGAGGUGGAAUAGCUUCUCUGAUUCGGAUCUUCAGGACUCCAGACUCAGCCUUACCCAGCUCACGGACUUCCUAAGAGAGCUGAACGUCAGGUCUCCACAGAAAUAUUCUGCAGUCUGCGCCGGCAUGCGCGUACUGCAGCUGACAGACAGCAAGUCUUCACCACUACGCAAACAACUAACUCAGCUUGAGCAGGGCUGGAUGAGCCUAACUGACAUGGUGCCCAGCAUUCACCAGAAACAACAACAGCUGUUGGCGAGCCAGUCAUCGAGUCAGAUCUUGGCUGAGUUGACCUGUUGGCUCGAGCAUGUUGAAAGUCGACUUGAUCAAGAGAAGUCUGGGGUCCAUCUUGCAUUGGAUUCCAAUGGGCUAUCGAGACAUCUACAGUCUUUGAAGGAUGUCAAGAGCGAGUUAACCUCCCGCCAAUCCUGUCUCGACUUUCUAAACCAGUCUGUUGAAGGGUUGGGCUCUGCAAAUGAACCAAACAAUCGCAAUGACCAAAUCAUCUUUGCUGAGCAACUAGGAGCUCUUAAUCUGAGAUGGCUUAUUGUACGUAGCACAGUAGACAGCAUGAUACACGAUACAGAGGACAAAUGGCAGGUCUGCACAAACAGAGAAAGGCGAUUUCUUCUUUUGCGCAACUGGAUCUCUCAACGUUCAGAAUGGGUGAAAAACAGCAAGAGACCGGACAGCCGCUCACAGAUUGAUCAGGCAUUACUUGAGUGUGAGGAUAUAAAGGAAACCCUGACCGUCAGUUCUUCAGAGCUACAAGGUCUGGAAGCUCUCCAUGUGUUUGAACAGCAGGAUGGCCAACACCCUGGAGAUAAAGCUUUCUCCAUGCAGGUGAAUUCAGCCAUCCAGGACUCCAAAGCUUUAAGCGAACAGAUAAAUGCUCUCAGGGCCGACCUGCAGCCAGUCAGGGAUGAGUGGGCGCACUUUGAAUCCGAAAUGAGUUCAGUAGGACGGCAGACAGACAGUGCGGUCUACACGCUGGAGCUCUGCAAGGUUCCUCUCUAUUCAUCCGGGCAGAGUAGAGUUCACGUUGAAUGUUUGCAAGAGUUUCAAAGGGAACUGGAGAGAUCAGAGACUUGGACCCACUUAAAUGAAUUGUUAUCUAACUUCAGAAACACACUUAGCCCCGGUGCGGCCACACUGAUGUUAAAUCGACUGGAGAAGGAGAAGAGCCGGCGUCUAGCAGUAAUUGAGGACCUGCAUGCUGACUUACUGAAUGCCCAGGAUGCACUGCAGCUCUGGCUGGAAUAUGAACGUCUCAUGGGAGAAAGCCACAGUCUUCUAAAUCAGCACUGGGAGAAACUUAACAAACUUUUGUGCUCUCCUACCGGAGGAGAAAACCCUAUAGAGCUCCUCAACAGCAGGAUGCAAAGCAUCAAUGAUAUGGAGAAAAACGUGAUGGCUUUGAGAAAUAAUGUGGACAAAGUGCUGGAGGCUACAGAGCUUCUUAUUGGGCAGGUAAAGCCCCAAUCAGCCCCACUAAUCCAAUCAGAAACCAGACUGUUGUCAAAGGACCAGGUCCAUCUUGCCAAAACGCUUGCUGAAAUUGGAGCCCAAUUUAAGGAGGAGCUGGAGGAACACCACAGUUUCAUCACAGAGUUGAAUUCAUUGGAGCAACAACUGGACAGCUUUGAAUGCAUUACAAAGUCAUCGGCUGACAGCAUGGACAGCCUAAAGAUGGUUCUGUUAGAUCUGGGUGGACUUAAGUCUGACCUUGAUGUUUUGAAUCAGAAGAGCCUCAAUCUCACACUUGAUUCUACAGAGGAUGAGAAGCUACAGACCAUCAACACACAAUGUGUUCAGACCUUCUCUCAGGCUACAGACAUGCACAGGAAGCUGUAUGGAGAACAUCUGUGUGCUCAGAACUUCCAACAGAUGUGCAAAAGCUGGAUGGAGAUCAUGGAUAAAAUCGAGUCUGGUUUGUCCAAUCAAGUGUCUGGAAACGGUUCUGUCAUAAGAGAACAGCUAGCUGUGCAUCAAAGGUUGAAAGUGGAGAUGCAGAUGACCCAGCAGCUAUGGGAUGCUAUGAUCACUGAAGCUUUACGACUACUGGAAACUGGUCAGAUUGAAGACAGGAGUCAUCUGAUCCCAACUCUUAUCGGAAUAAAGGAGCACUGGCAGGGAACACGGCAAAGGGUCCAGCGUCUGGAAAAGCAGAUGAAAGAGUGGCAGAUCUAUGAUUUGGGUUUGAAGAAACUUUCAAAGUUCCUCAAGCGCAUUGAAGAACUACUGCCCCCUGCAGGACUGGUGCCUUGCACCGUACAGCAGCUCCAAAGCACUAUAAAGGACUUUGAGUGGGCUGAGGAGCAACUGCAUCUUCAUGAAAAUCUGUAUAACCAGACUUCAGAGACAUGCAGGCAGAUUUAUCCACUAGCAGAUGCGCAGACACAAGCACGCAUACAGGCCGAACUUGAUGCCCUCAAAGAAAUGUGGGAGAGAAGCUGUGUCCUUGUGAAGGAAAGGAAGACUCUUGCAAAUGCCGUAACUCAUACUUGGAAUCAAUGUGAAGCUGGACUGGCUAACAGAGCUCUCAAACUAGAGGAGAUUCAAGAAAAAUUGAAAAAUGCACUGCCAGAGAAGAUAGAAGAAGUAAAGAAGCUCGAGCAGAUUUUACAGGAGGCUGAGGACACGCUGGAGAUUUGGGCUGAAGGAUUGACAGAUCUGACCAACAUGAAGGCGGACGUUUCGCAGUACGUGCUGCCAACGGAUACAGCCUUGCUUCAGGGACAGGUGGAGGAACUUCACAGUCAAUGGGAAGAACUGUGCCUAAAGGUGUCCCUUCGCAAACAGGAAAUAGCUGAUCGACUAAAUGCCUGGAACAUUUUCAAUGACAAAAACAAGGAGCUCUGUGAUUGGCUCACACAGAUGGAGAAGAAGGUGGCACACAGGGGCGAAAAUCUCAGAAUUGAAGAAAUGGUACAGAAGCUUAAAAAGGACUGCGUGGAGGAGAUUAACCUCUUCAGUGAGAACAAGAGCCACCUCAAGCAGCUAGGAGAGCAACUCCUAUUGGCCAGUGACAAAGCUAAAGAGGCGGAGAUCCAUGGGGCCUUGCGUGAUGUCAACGACCGCUGGCAGCACCUGUUCGACCAAAUUAAGGCCAGGGUGAAAAAGCUGACGGAGACCCUUGUGACAGUGCAGCAAUUGGAUAAGAACAUGAACAACCUUCGUUCUUGGCUCACCCGUGUUGAGGCUGAUCUGGCCAAACCUAUUCACUACAAUGUCUGCCACAGAGACGAGAUCCAGAAGAGACUGACGGAACAGCAGGACCUGCAGCGUGACAUCGAGCAUCAUGCGGAGCGGGUAGCAUCCGUGCUCACACUAUGUGAUAUGCUUCUGCAUGAUGAAGAUGCCUGUAGCGGCGAUGAAGAGAAUGACUCCAUCCGGCAGACCACACAAAGCCUGGACCAGCGCUGGAGAAACAUCUGCUCCAUGUCCCUUGAGAGGAAGCUAAGGAUUGAGGAAACAGGGAGAUUGUGGUGUACGUUUCAGGAAGAUUACUCUUCUUUCGAAGCCUGGCUGAAUGUGGCUGAGAAAACUGCUGCCGAACCUAACUCGUCUGAUGUGCCGUACGCCGUGGCCAAAGAGGAGCUCAAGAAAUAUGAGGGUUUCCAAAAGCAUGUACAGGAUAAUCUGACACAGCUGGAAAUGAUUAAUAACCAGUACAGACGUCUGGCCAGAGAAAACUGCGCUGAUGCCGCCGGUAGACUCAGAGCUAUGGUGGAUCAGGGUAAUGAACGCUGGGACGCAUUGCAGAAGAGAGCGGCUGCCAUACUGCGCAGACUCAGACAUUUCAUAAGCCAGAGAGAUGAGUUUGAAGGAACCCGUGACAGCCUCCUGGUCUGGCUUACUGAGAUAGACCUUCAGAUGAAAAAUGUGGAGCACUUCUCUGAGCGUGACCUCCAUGAGACCAUGAAACGACUAAAGAGUUUCAAGAAGGAGAUCAGUCUGAACACCAACAGGAUUGAUGCACUAAUAGUGUUUGGAGAGGGUCUGAUUCAGAGAAGCUGUUAUCAAGAUGCUGUUGUCAUUGAAAAUGAGUUGGAGGAACUCCACACAUACUGUCAGGAUGUGUUUGGCAGAGUUGCCCGAUUCCACCAGCAUCUCACCAGCCUCCGUCCGCAGGUAUUGCAAGAGCAACCAGAGAUCGUGGACGUCGAGAGGUCCGUAGACACACAGAGUACCAGCCGUGAGACACUAUCCUCCAGCCAGCCCUCCGUGUCCUUGUUGUCCCCACCUCAGGAGUGCUCUGGUCGUGAAACCCCCAUCAGCGUGGAGUCGAUUCCUCUGGAGUGGGACCACACCGGAGACGUGGGUGGCUCUUCUUCACAUGAUGAGGAUGAAGAUGCUGCCUUCUUCUCUGCACUUUCAGGACAAAAUUGGCCCAAAAUAGAGACCUCCUCAUCUUCAGACACCAGCACACCAUAUAAACAAGGCUAUGUCCAGCUGAUGUCAGAGUGCAGCGGCAGUAUUAAGAGUGUACAGAGAGUUUCUAUGAUCCUGGAUAAUGAGGAACAGCAAGAAGAACAAGGCCUUACUGGCAUAACUACUGCAGAUAAACAGUCAGGAGUGAUCGAGCGCUGGGAAUUACUGCAGGCACGGGCAGUGAGCAAAGAGCAGUGUAGCAGCAGAGACCCUCAUCAGCUGACCUCUGACCUACAUGACAUCACUUCCUGGUUGGAGCGUGUCAGACCUGAGCUGGAGAGACUUCAGAGGCCUGAGACUUCAGCCACGGUGGAGAUGUUAGAAACACGGGUUAAAGAGCUUAAAGAAAUGCAAAAGGCAUUUGCCCGCUAUAAGGCCAUGAUGCUGUCUCUGAAUCUGGGUGGUCGAGAACUCCAACAGGAGUCGAGUGGAGAUACGCAGGAGCUUCAGGAGGGUCUGCGCAACAUGAACUGCCACUGGGCAGAGGCUUGUGCCAGCCUUGAAGGAUGGGAGGGCAGUUUACGUAAUACCCUCAUACGCUGUCAGGAGUAUCAUGAAAUGGUACAGUCUCUGCUGUUAUGGCUGGCCCACGCAGACAGCAGACGAUACACAGUUAACAUGGAUGACCCGUCUGUGCAGCUGUCCGUGCUUCAAGAACACAGGAACGCUUUGAAGGUUCUGGCAUCGGAGCUGGAGGGCAAACAAAAGCAAGUGAGCACCCUCCAGACGAUCGCAUCUGAACUGCUCCCACAUACAGGGGAAGAGGAAAACACUGAAGCCAGAGAAAAACUUCACGUCAUUGGAAGCAAAAUGCGUCUACUGUCACGUCAAGUCAAUCAGGAUCUCCAGCAUAUUGAGGAGAGAUUGGAGUCUGCAACUGCAACAACAGACACCAAAUCCUCGGGGCGCUCAAGGUCAGCUAAGCGUGAAGCGUCACCCCAGCGUUCAUUCUUUUAUCGGGUCUUGCGAGCCGCUUUCCCCCUGCAUAUCCUCUUUCUCCUGGUGCUGGUUUUGGCCUGCCUGGUCCCUCUUCCUGAAGACGACUCCAGCUGCACCCUUUCCAACAAUUUCGCCCGCUCGUUCCAUCCCAUGUUACACUACACCAACGGCCCUCCACCGACAUGAGCCAUUGACUCCAUACUGAUUCAGUGCGUUGAGGCAUACCUCACUUUUUUCCAAGCAAUAUUUUAAAUGCUUCUAUUUAUAUAAUUGAUUUUAUAAUAUUUAUUCCCCAAUCAGCCAUACUACUGAGUAUUUUUGCUGUUUUUCUUUAAAAGUUUAAAGAGUUGGAUGUGAUUCAAACUCUAUUUGUCCAUUUGCCUAUGUCAGACACACUGAAAGAUGAUAAUUAUUGUAAAAGUUUUUAAAAAGUCAGAUAUUUUGUUUUGUUUUUUUCUUCUCAGUUGGUUUUCAAGAUUUUAAAGGUUAUAGGCAUGUGCAACUGGAAAUUG
Messenger RNA from Paramisgurnus dabryanus, 44278 nucleotides. It is a transcript of the gene syne2a, whose product is annotated as spectrin repeat containing, nuclear envelope 2a. Gene Ontology annotation, molecular function: protein binding. Lineage: Eukaryota; Metazoa; Chordata; Actinopteri; Cypriniformes; Cobitidae. Gene Ontology annotation, cellular component: membrane. Gene Ontology annotation, biological process: intein-mediated protein splicing. The record is from RefSeq and is a predicted model, not a curated record.